Molecule: messenger RNA, 3231 nt
Organism: Carassius auratus (goldfish)
Lineage: Eukaryota; Metazoa; Chordata; Actinopteri; Cypriniformes; Cyprinidae
Product: zinc finger protein Pegasus
Exons: 3
Coding region: 780-1841 (353 amino acids)
Biological process (GO): positive regulation of transcription by RNA polymerase II
Cellular component (GO): nucleus
Molecular function (GO): RNA polymerase II cis-regulatory region sequence-specific DNA binding; DNA-binding transcription factor activity
Source: RefSeq, a predicted model, not a curated record
GUUGUUUUAGACUGGUCUAAAAAUGUAUAAAAUGUGUCUGAAUGAAUUUUUAUUUAUUUUUAUUUUUUUAUGAUUUAGUAGUAAAGCACGUUUUUAUAAAUAAUAUGUGGUCUUUAUAAAUAUUUCCAGAUCUUAUUUUUAACUAUUUGCUCAAAAUCAAAUGGAAAACUAUGCUAGAAUGGAUAACAGUGUUGCAGAUUCAAAAAUUCUAAAUUUUAAAAAUCUGAGUUCAUUUAUUUGUGUUUGCUUUAGUAAGCUAAUCAAAAAUAAAUAGAUACAAAUAAAAGUAAUCACUUUAACAGAAUCAUCAUAUUGGUCAAAAUGAUAUUAUUGUAUGUUUUGAGUUGAGAAGUUGAGGACUAUAUGUUAAAUAAUAAUUUUUGAUUGAAUAAUAUAUUCUUAUUACACAAUAGUUUAACGUUUAUUAGUUUUAAGAACAUGGGAUUUAUACUUCAAAUGUUUUUAUUUUUUUAUUUUUAAGUACCAUAUUAAUGAACAGAGCCUGCUGAUUCAUCAUAUAUUAAAGUGUCCCACAUAUUAAAGGUGCACUAAGGGAUUUUUGCCAAAUGAUGUUGAUAUCUGAAAGCAGCAAAACAAACACGGCCAUACCCCAACAGGAUCUCGCCUCUAUUUUGAUAACUCCGCCCCACACGUACGUUCACAACCCUGGAAGCGACGAUGGCUGAAUCUGCGAUAUUCAAGCAAAAGCCAACACAGAACUUGGUCAGAAUGGCCUAGAGCACCCUGCAGUGGACAUCUCCUUAGAAGAUAGUUCAGGGAUGUUGGUGGAUGGCUUUGAGAGAACAUACGAUGGUAAACUCAAGUGCCGCUAUUGCAACUAUGCCACCAGAGGCACUGCACGUCUGAUUGAACACAUUCGCAUCCACACAGGUGAAAAACCCCAUAGAUGUCACCUGUGUCCAUUCGCUUCAGCGUACGAGCGCCACCUGGAGGCACACAUGCGUUCUCACACAGGCGAGAAGCCUUACAAGUGUGAGCUCUGCUCCUUCCGCUGCAGCGAUCGCAGUAACCUUUCACAUCACCGGCGUCGAAGACACAAACUCCUCCCCAUGAAGGGUGCACGCUCCGCUCUCUCUCACCGAAAGAUGCUCAGUGUUUUGCAGAAGAGAGGAAACUCACUUGGUUAUGGCCGCCGGCUGCUCAUCAACCUCAGCCCGCCAUCCAUGGUGUUGCAAAAGCCCAGCUCAGAGCAGCACCACCUGGGUGACUUCUCUCAUGAUCUCCCUCCCCACGCCCACCUCCAUCAGGAGGCCUAUAAUGGUCUAGGAAAGGAUGCACAAGUUAGUGGAGUAAUUGGAAGUGGCUCCAGGGAGGAGCAAGACAUGGCAUUGGACAACCCGCUGAACCAGCUUUCAACUUUGGCCGGUCAGCUUGCCAGCCUACCACCGGAGGCCCAAGGUGCACCGGUGUCUCCCGGAGCAGAAUCUCUACCAGACGAAAAACCCACAUUCCUCAUCCAACAGCCUGUGAUGGCACCUGCUGCCGUCUCUGUCAGCACGGCUCAAGCUUCUUCUCCCAUCACCCCCGAGCCCAGACCAGCUGCGCACAGCGGCUGUAGCCCUGGAGUUGGACCCUGCAGCGAAAGAACCAGCACUCCCAGUGGUACCAACAGCCAGCCAGGGACGCCAACCCAGGUACAGGACCCCCAGAUGCUCCACCACUGCCCCCACUGUCACAUAUAUUUCCCUGACAACAUCCUUUACACCAUCCACAUGGGCUGCCAUGGUUAUGAGAACCCUUUCCAGUGUAACAUAUGCGGACACAGGUGCAGAAACAGCUAUGAUUUUGCCUGUCACUUUGCGAGAGGCCAGCACAAAUAAGGACACAUGGAUAUUGAUGUCCUCUUCUUUGCCCUCUGUUACAUAAUAAUAAAAUUCUAUUAUCUGGAACAUUCCAAAGACAAAAUCCCUUCUUUGUAAUUAUUGUAUUUGAACUGUUAUCCGUAUGUUAUGCUGAAGCGAAGACUAUAGAAUCCAAGACGUGUCACUUGUAUAGUUUUGAAUGGAGAAAAAAUGCAACGCUCAUUGUGGCAGCUUUAUCGAAGGAAGCCCCGCCUUUUGAGUAAAAGAGCCCAUCGCCAAUCGGUAAAGUCAUCGCAUCACUGCAGCUGUCAUUAUAAGUCCCGGUUGCUAUAGAAACAGUAAGCAUUUUGAGACGUGGGCAUAGGACUGCACAUGCGCAUUUGCUCGUCUUGAGUGAAAAUAAGCUUUUUUUUUAAGGCUAUUGGAGCAACAAUUAUGAGAUGGUUGUUUCAUUGGUGAUUUCAAAUAUGAAAUUUGAUUAUAAGCUUAGCGAACAGUUUUGGAGAAUUUAAAGCUACCCCAUUCAAAUAGAUAGGAGCUGCACUUGCAUGCUGAGAGGUGUUUUAAAGAUGGCCGCCAAGUGACAUGACUUGCCCUAAAGAUACUUUGACUGAAGUCAGAAAUCCACAUUCGGAGUGUAAAACUGGUCUUUGGAAAUGUUGAUGCUAAUGGUGUCCUCACAUCAAAAAUUAGCAUCCCAGAUUAUUCUAGUUCGAGAUCUUGAGAAUUUCAUCAAAUUGUCAGAUUUUGUCUCAGCUCUUUCGUAUAAGUGCCAGAGUUCAGUAAUCAGUGCCUACAGUUAUUUUCUGAAAGUUGACCCUUACAUUUUUUAUUAUUUUUAUUUUUCACAUUUCAAAUUCAUUGACAGUAAAUGUAUUGGCUAUUCUUACACUUUGGAUUUAAAUGCAGUAUAAUGACAUUGCUACAUUUUUUAAUGUAUUUUAUUUUUAUUCAUCACAAAUGAUUCCUCGUUUCUUAAGAGAGCUGCAUUAUUUAAUCCUAACUUAAGUCAACAAGAUCGUGAUUGAAGAUGAAAAUCUAUAGCACAGCUAAGUUGAUUGUUUAGCAGUGAGAAAUAGUUUACUGUAGUAGCCUGAAGUCCUUUCUUUACUUAGCACAAUCACACAUAGCUGUAUACACUGUUUUUUUAAAGCAGUGUUGAAGAUUAUUUUGAGCAGUGAGAGCACACUGUUCUCUCUCUUUCACUUUCUUCCUCAUCGCUACCACCAGUGCCAUGUUGUAGAUGUUAUUUGUAAGAUUUUUGGAAGCGUCUGUGGUGCUACUAUUUAAACAUUUCAUAUAACUGUCUGCAUAAUGAACUAAAUUAUCAGAUAAGUAUUGAAUAACAUGUUUUGGUGGAUUUGAUGUUGAAUGUCAAUAAACCUGACUCAUGCGAUGUGUACUGAAA